AUGACUGGAGAUGCAAAAUGGCAGAAGGACGCGGCGGAUCAGAACUUCGACUACAUGUUCAAGCUGCUCAUCAUAGGAAACAGUUCCGUAGGAAAAACGAGCUUCUUGUUCCGUUACGCGGACGACUCGUUCACUUCAGCCUUCGUGUCCACCGUCGGCAUAGACUUCAAGGUGAAGACAGUGUUCCGUCACGAUAAGCGCGUAAAACUACAGAUAUGGGACACUGCUGGACAGGAGCGCUACCGCACUAUCACCACUGCAUAUUAUAGAGGCGCUAUGGGCUUCAUCCUAAUGUACGACAUCACCAACGAAGAGAGCUUCAACAGCGUGCAAGAUUGGGUGACACAGAUUAAGACGUAUUCAUGGGACAAUGCGCAAGUGAUCCUCGUGGGUAAUAAGUGCGAUAUGGAGGAGGAACGUGUGGUCAGCACUGAGCGUGGCAUGCAACUCGCUGAACAACUGGGCGUCGAGUUCUACGAGACUAGUGCUAAGGAGAACAUAUACGUUAAGGCUGUGUUCGAGCGGCUGGUGGAUAUCAUUUGCGAUAAAAUGUCAGAGAGCCUGGAUUCCGAACCAGCCAUGCUGGCGGGCGGGGCUCGUGGCCAGCGUCUCACAGAGCAGCCACAGGGCAACUCCACCACCAACUGUAACUGUUAA
Molecule: messenger RNA, 657 nt
Organism: Spodoptera littoralis (African cotton leafworm)
Lineage: Eukaryota; Metazoa; Arthropoda; Insecta; Lepidoptera; Noctuidae
Source: the annotation of a GenBank genome assembly